This is a messenger RNA of Porites lobata, 1102 nucleotides long. NCBI's taxonomy places the organism in Eukaryota, Metazoa, Cnidaria, Anthozoa, Scleractinia, Poritidae. The record is from the annotation of a GenBank genome assembly.
UGUAAGGACUAUCAAGGAAACUACGUACAAGUGAAUUCAAGCCUUUUGGACGAGUCAAUUCAGAAUCUCUACAAUUUUAACUUGAACCCGCUUUGUUUAUGGGUCAACAGGACUGGAUUAGUGAAAGCAGACGAAUGUUCGGAUGAAAAAUAUUUCUUCUGCGAAUUCGAAAGACGUGAGUAUACAAAACAAAAGCGUUUUAAAGACGACAAAUUAUCAUUAUAAUAAUCAUUAUCUGACUCCGUAAAUCACACCCUAUUUCAAGGUCCUUGUAUUUCAGUUCGCGCCCAAGCUGCAAAGGUUAUUCUGUUUGUUGUUCUCAUGAACAAGCGUCCUACUUUCGCAAGAACCAGGGGCGUAGCCAGCCCAUAGACCUGGAGGACCAGGGCUACAGAUUUUUGGUUUGAUCACUCUACCGCUUGUAGUAGAUCAUCCGUUGUUGGGGUGAGCUAAAAAUUAAGAGGUCAAAGUGCUGGUGAGGUCGCACUAGUCGUGGGUGCAAUUUUCAGGAUAUGUGGAAAUAAGAGUCAGCCACGGAAGGCCUACAAAUAUUAGAAAAGCUUGCUACGCCCUUGAGAACGUGAAAUGUUUCGCCGCCAAACAUUCGAAGUUUGGCAUCCUUAAAGAGCUAAUAAAAGCAAACUGCCACGCCAAUUGAAAUGUGUUUUAUCAUCGAGUUCCACUUAUGACCAUUUCGGAAUAACAUUUUUUUGGAAUGGAUUUUAUUAUUGCAGUCAAAAUCGACUUUCAGAUCACGCAAAAGUUCAUUGAAAUUUUCUAUCGGGCAAAGUGUUUUACUUUAAAAAUUUCCAGCGGGAGGGCACCUUUUGGUUAGACUGAAUUUUUUACAGGCUUACAACGUGAUUGAUUCAUAGUUCUAUUAACUGAUUUUGAUUGUGAUUUUGCUUGUUUUUCCUUAGCGCCAGAUACACUUAAUUCUUCGAAAUUCCUUGCCAAUGAUUCUUGCUAUAAUUUUGAAACGUCUUCUCAUGAAUGUGAAGUUCUUGAUCGAAGGCUUGCGAGAAUCAACGACCUUAAGAGCCUUAAAGAAGUGGGAACUGCCCUCCAGGAACACUUUGAAUACUGGACUUCUUUACGGUAA